Colletotrichum lupini is the source of this 264-nucleotide messenger RNA. RefSeq lists its product as uncharacterized. Lineage: Eukaryota; Fungi; Ascomycota; Sordariomycetes; Glomerellales; Glomerellaceae. Bases 1 to 264 code for a protein of 87 amino acids. The transcript is spliced from 3 exons. The record is from RefSeq and is a predicted model, not a curated record.
AUGUCUGGAGCUUGUCGAUGGGAAGAGAUGCAGGAGAUGACUGCGCUGGAGCAUCAAAUCAAGAGACUCGGCAUAGGAAAAAGCACUUCCCAUGGCGACUUCCACAGAAACCAACGCGGUGUACCAAGGGAUGGUGGGGUUCAGAGAGCCAACAGUCGGCCACCAAUAUCGCGUCUUUUCUGGGUCUUAGACUCCUUCUUCCCUUGGUUCAUCUCGCGAUUGCCUCAGCGAUAUCUGUUGCUUGCUUUGCCUAUCGAGACAUAA